AGCAAUAGUUGUCUUGGACCUUGGCAUUGGUAGAAGCUUUGAAGCUCAAAAAAAGCCUAACAAAUACUGUUACGGAAAUUAUAUUGAGAGCAAUGAACUAUUCUCCUAAAUUUCCAGUCCAAUGGCUUCCAUUCAUGGUUAUGGUUCUUUCAAUUUUGUUGACCGGCAUCUCCGCUGGCCGGACCGACAUUCCGAGGCUCAGCCCUACGAGAGGAGUAAUCAUUGAACACCCUGAUUUUCUAUCGUCUGCAACAGUUUCAGAUCUUCGAACUUUUUAUUACCCUCAAACACUUGAUCACUUCAACUACCAACCUCAAAGCUACGCCACUUUCCAACAAAGAUACGUCAUGAAUUUCAAGUAUUGGGGCGGAGCAAAGAAGAGUGCGCCGGUUUUAGCCUAUCUCGGAGCCGAGGGGCCUCUCGACGGCGAUCUUACCGUAAUCGGUUUUCUCAAUGAUAAUGCCGUCCGCUUCAAUGCUCUUCUCGUCUACAUUGAGCAUCGAUACUAUGGGAAAUCAAUACCAUUUGGAUCAAGAGAAGAAGCCUUUAAAAAUGCAAGCACUUUGGGGUAUUUCAACUCUGCACAAGCUAUAGCUGACUAUGCAGAAAUCAUCAUGCAUAUCAAGAACAAACUUCGUGCUUUUUAUUCUCCGGUCAUCGUUGUUGGAGGAUCCUAUGGAGGAAUGCUUGCUUCAUGGUUACGUUUAAAGUAUCCUCAUGUUGCUUUGGGAGCUUUGGCCUCGUCAGCUCCAAUUCUUUACUUCGACAAAAUUACACCAAGGGGAGCUUACUUUUCAGUCGUCACUAAGGAUUUUAGGGAAGCGAGUGAGACCUGCUACCAAACCAUACGAAAUUCAUGGUCUGUAAUCGACAGAAUUGCUUCCCAACCCAAUGGUCUUUCAACCCUCAGCAUGAUUUUCAAAACUUGCAAACCUUUGAAGAGUUCUUCAGAGCUGAAAAACGAGUUGGAGAAUAUGUAUGCCGUAGCAGCACAAUAUGAUAGACCCCCACGGUAUCCGGUAACGGUGGUAUGUGGAGGAAUCGAUGGAGCAAAUGAAAAGCAAGAUAUUCUUGACAAGAUUUUUGCAGGCGUUGUUGCUUAUAAGGGGAAUCGUUCUUGCUAUAUUAAUCCACCAACCAAUAAAUCCGAAACAGAUGUUGGGUGGAGAUGGCAGACAUGCAGUGAAAUGGUGAUACCCAUAGGCAUCGGGAAAAGGACGAUGUUCCAACCUGAGCCAUUCAACCUAAACUACUUUUUACAAGAAUGCAAGUCACUCUAUGGCGUUCCUCCUCGCCCUCAUUGGGUCACUUCUUACUACGGUGGCCAUAAUAUAGAACUUGUUCUCCACAGAUUUGGUAGCAACAUCAUUUUUUCAAAUGGAUUGCGAGAUCCCUACAGUCGGGGCGGGGUUUUGGAAAACAUUUCGGAAAGUAUUCUUGCCGUACAUACUGUAAAUGGAUCUCAUUGCUUGGAUAUACUUCCAGAAAUGGAAAGCGAUCCAGAAUGGUUGGUGAAGCAACGAGAAACAGAGGUGAAGAUCAUAAAAGGAUGGAUGGCUCAGUACUAUGCUGAUCUCAAAGCCAUUCAAAUUAAACCAUAGGAAUUAAUUAAUUAGUUGCUUCUCUUUAUUAAUUAAUUACCCAGACAAUGUCUAAAUAUACACAUAUGUAUCUUUUUUUCAUGUUGGGUUGAAUCCACUCUAUUUAUACGCUCAAAUCAUAAAUGAUAUAUGUAAUAUGAAUCGGAGUUAACGGUA
Molecule: messenger RNA, 1757 nt
Organism: Gossypium raimondii (Peruvian cotton)
Lineage: Eukaryota; Viridiplantae; Streptophyta; Magnoliopsida; Malvales; Malvaceae
Exons: 9
Coding region: 93-1601 (502 amino acids)
Biological process (GO): proteolysis
Molecular function (GO): dipeptidyl-peptidase activity; serine-type exopeptidase activity
Source: RefSeq, a predicted model, not a curated record